ACAACUCUAUACUAUUUGGUAGCCCUGUGCGAGCUUGCCAUAUGAAUUGGCGCAAUUUUGGCAAACAAAACUAAACAAAAUAAAAAUAGUCUAGCACCGAACAAGCUCCAGCUACUGAGGCUACAAUAAUGACGACAACGACACCGACAUUGCAGACGCGCAUGGCACUAGCUGAAAUACCCGAUCGCCUAGAGGCACUACGUGUUGCGAAUACACCAACAAAUGCUAAUCGCCGUACGCCUGAUGAACCGACGCCGGCCACUACAGCCAACACGCCCAAUGGUGGAGGCGGCGGUGGAGGACUUGGACUACGUGUGGACAAUGAUAUGAAUGUGGCACAGGCACAGGACUUUAGCUUCUCGCCGCUACCCUCACCAGAUGAACUAAUUAUACGGCAACGUGGGCGUCGUCGUUUCACAACGACCUUCUCGCCGGACAAAGUCAAUGGCGGUGUCAGCGGGAAUAGUAGUUCAAUACGCAGUCCAUUUCAGCGUACGCCUACGAAGAACCUGCAAUUGACUAGUGGCAUGAUAUUGCGCAGUUCGCCACGCAAACGAUUGACCAUGGGCAGCACACCACCCGAACCUACACCAAUGGAAACAUAUUCACCCAUCAAGUUGACCCACACAAAGCAACAGCUAUGGCCAGGCACGCCCAUAGUGAAGAAGCAGAAAAUGGACGAUCGUCCCGUGGCACAAACGAACAGCGAGGUGCCAUUGCCAACACUUCUGAUGGGUCUUUCACAUCAACAACUCAUUGACUUGAUAAUGUGCAAUAUAAAACAGGAAACUGCGGUGGCCACACAAAGUGCUGAGGAAAAGAUUCGCGGUCAGCUGCCAACACCAGACAUUAGUUUGUUGGAGCAGGAGCUGCAUUAUGCCAAACGGCUCAUAUUUAAAUCUCUGCCUACGUCGCGGCUGUGCAAGAAAACAGAUGCCGCUGCCUACUCAAAGGCAGCCAUCCACCUGAACGAGUUUAAGCGAGUGCUGCAAACGCAGGCGAAGCGUUUGCACGAUUCCACCCACUGGGAUGCUCUGGUGGACUAUGUCAGCAUGGCCUGGCAGUGUGUGGCGAGCACGCCCAACUGGGAGAGCAACUCCCACAAUGCAGUGCGCAGACAGUGCUUCAAGCUGCUCGCCUGCUCAUGUUAUGCGGCUAUCAAGCACGGUGGCAUGCGGCUGGGCCAGACGAGACUAGAGACAUUGGAGCGCAAUUUGCGUGAGUGGUCCAAGGACUACGAGGAUGUACUGUCCUGCGUGAAUGCACUACAGCGUACGCUGAACAGCCGCACCAGCUUAUAAAGCCAAGAGAGGUGGUAGACUUUAAAAUAGACCUAAGACCGACUUGCUGAACUCGAGGUUUAGUGGACCGUUUAGACUUAAGUAUGCAUCUCCGAUAAGCGAAUCCAUUUGCCAUUUUUGUAGCGGCAUUUCAAGUUGCACACACCUUGAAUGCAUUGUUUUAAAUUUUGUUUAUAUUCUGUGUUUGUUUUAAUUUUCUUCUGUUUACAUUCUGUGCACCACACAUCAUACCCCGAUUUUGUUAAAUAUACAUAACCGAGCAUGCGUCAGCCACAGUUAA
Drosophila mojavensis is the source of this 1581-nucleotide messenger RNA. RefSeq lists its product as uncharacterized. Lineage: Eukaryota; Metazoa; Arthropoda; Insecta; Diptera; Drosophilidae. Gene Ontology annotation, cellular component: nucleus. Gene Ontology annotation, biological process: nuclear protein quality control by the ubiquitin-proteasome system; proteasome localization. Bases 129 to 1301 code for a protein of 390 amino acids. The record is from RefSeq and is a predicted model, not a curated record. The transcript is spliced from 3 exons.